Molecule: messenger RNA, 1777 nt
Organism: Stylophora pistillata
Lineage: Eukaryota; Metazoa; Cnidaria; Anthozoa; Scleractinia; Pocilloporidae
Product: osmotic avoidance abnormal protein 3
Biological process (GO): microtubule-based movement
Molecular function (GO): microtubule motor activity; ATP binding; microtubule binding
Source: RefSeq, a predicted model, not a curated record
GAAGAUGGAGGUCACAGACGAAGAAAAAACUUAAAGUUCAGCUGUGAUAUGCUGACAUUUCCCCAUCGACCGCUUUUGUAAGAUCAGUGUUGUAAACAUACAGCCAAAUUAUGAAUAUGUAAUGAUUUAAACCAAGAUCGGUCGUUUGUUUUGCUUGCAAUGUUUUCCCUAAAAUAGUAAUGCGCGUAGCAUGAUGAGGUCAGAUCGAAGGUGAUUUCUUCAGCUAUUUUACGGGUUUAGCCCUUAGCGUGGAGGCACAACCGAAAGCAAAUUCCUGGAAAACUCUAAGAGGUGACGCAGCUGAUUUUUAUUAGAGAAUCAUGGCUGAAGCAGUCAAGGUAAUUGUUCGUUGUCGCCCUCUCAACCAACGCGAGAAGGACUUGGAUUGUGAGGUUGUAGUCCAGAUGGAUUCCUCUACUGGGCAGUGUGCUUUAAACAAACCUGGAGAUAAGACACAGCCACCGAAAUCUUUUACAUUUGACGGUGCUUAUUAUAUAGACUCUACUACUGAGACCAUAUACAAUGAUAUCUGUUUCCCGCUGGUCGAUGGAGUAUUAGAGGGAUAUAAUGGCACCGUAUUUGCCUAUGGUCAGACAGGAUGUGGGAAGUCGUUUAGUAUGCAAGGUAUAACUGACCCUCCCACUCAAAGAGGUAUAAUUCCACGUGCAUUUGAACACAUUUUUGAUAGCAUUCAAGUUGCAGAGAAUACCAAGUUCUUAGUUCAUGCCUCUUAUUUGGAGAUCUACAAUGAAGAAAUCAGAGAUCUUCUUGGAAAGGACCAUAAAACAAAGCUGGAACUUAAGGAACAUCCAGAUAGAGGGGUCUAUGUCAAGGAUCUUACCAUGAACCCUGUGAAUAGUGUGCCUGAAAUGGAGAAGGUUAUGGAUCUUGGAAGUAAGAAUCGUUCUGUAGGUGCUACACUAAUGAAUGCUGACUCGUCAAGAUCCCAUUCGAUUUUCACAAUAAACAUAGAGAUUAUGGAGACUGCUGAUGAGAAGGGAGACCACAUUAGAGCUGGUAAACUCAACCUUGUUGACUUAGCCGGGAGCGAGAGACAAUCUAAAACUGGUGCUACAGGAGACCGGCUAAAGGAAGCCACAAAGAUUAAUCUAUCAUUAUCGGCUUUGGGAAACGUCAUAUCUGCUUUGGUUGAUGGAAAGUCAAAGCACAUUCCCUAUCGCGAUUCCAAGUUAACCAGACUGCUUCAGGAUUCCUUGGGUGGAAACACUAAGACAUUGAUGGUUGCAUGUCUGAGUCCUGCUGACAACAACUACGAUGAAACUCUGAGUACUUUACGCUAUGCAAAUCGAGCAAAGAAUAUUAAGAAUAAACCCAAGAUCAAUGAAGAUCCAAAAGAUGCACUUCUAAGGGAAUACCAGGAGGAAAUCCAGAAACUUAAAGCAAUGUUGAUGGGGCAGAUGGAAAUUCCAACAGAUUUUGCAACAGCUGGAGCCCAGCCCUCUGUUCCUGCUCAUCCUAUAGCUGCCCCACCACAGGAUCACACUGUCAUUGUGGCCAGGGAAACUGAAAAUCUCAGGCAAGAGUAUGAGGCAAAGCUGGCUAAGAUGAAAUCAUCUUAUGAAGCAGAACUUAUGUCCAAACAGAAGCUCCAAGAAGAAAUAGAACAGCUACAAAAUGAUUACAACAGAAAGGUACACAAUGUUGAAGAACAGUACAGUGGCAGGACUGCUUUGACAACAGUCACCCCAGUAGGGGUGGGGACAGGUGACCUGCCAGAAGAGAGUGCUAUCAGUAUGAUUGCCUUGGCAAAUGAGAC